Pecten maximus is the source of this 3400-nucleotide messenger RNA. RefSeq lists its product as uncharacterized. Gene Ontology annotation, biological process: signal transduction. Gene Ontology annotation, molecular function: protein binding. NCBI's taxonomy places the organism in Eukaryota, Metazoa, Mollusca, Bivalvia, Pectinida, Pectinidae. The record is from RefSeq and is a predicted model, not a curated record. The coding region runs from base 238 to 3006 and encodes 922 amino acids. The transcript has 19 exons.
UGACGAAUGUGUAUGACUUCUUCUGGACACUCCGGGACGUGCCUGUACACGGUCAGUAUCUACAAAACAAGGAAGUAAUAUGCUACAGGUGUCUUGGAAGCAAAUUGUAACAACAAGGUCGGCCCUAGAUCCUGGUUUAUUUGGAAGUGUAACAGUGUCAUUCCUUUGACUGGACUUACUUACGGUAUUAACCAGUAAAGUAAUGUUGCAUUGGAGAUGUUGUAAGAAGUAGCCAGGAUGCACGACGUCAACUACCGACUGUAUGAUGCAGUCGUCAAAGGUCAGACGGGCAACGCGCUCAAGUUCCUCAGACUUGGAGCAGAUGUCAACAAGCGUGAUGUGAUUGAUGGCAUGACACCUUUGCUAAAGGCUGCCCGUCGGCGCAACUUCGUAAUGAUGAAACUGCUGCUGUUUCACGGUGCGAAACCAAACACGAGAGACAGAGAUCGGGGCCUAACAGCGAUGCAUUACUCGGCGGAGGCGGGGGACACGGAGAGCAUGAUGUUACUGCUAGCUUUUAAUGCCAAUAUGGACAGUACGGACUACGUUGGAUGCACUCCGCUUCAUUACGCCUCUAACCGGAACCAUACCAGAGCUGCAGACUUACUGGUAUUCUGUGGAUCUGACGCCACCGUACAGAACACGAGAAAAGAGACACCAAUAUCGAUUUGCGAAAAUGAAGAUCUAGAGGAGAUUCUACAAGAGUCAAAACGAGUUGUGAAUGGAAUGAUAAAUAAUGAUGUCUUCAUAGAGCACAGACAACUGGAGACUGAUUCCAGAACGCCAUUCGAUAAGAUAGGACUUGUCGUAUUUACACCACCUACCUUCAGCACCGACAGUCUAAGCUUUCUUUGUCGUCGCGUCAGACCUGAGUACAGUGACAACAUUCUCCGUCCAGACCGACAGGAACUCCUCAUCAGUGAUACAUUCCAGUACCGACUUUCUUCCUCCCAGUCAGACGGCAUCGUUUGGUUGGAGAUUCCUCUCUACAAUCACCCUGACCCGUUUGAGGAUGUUUACAUGAAGACAGACACUCAUCCGAAAAUCAACCCCGACAACAAAAUACUUGAUAUCAAAAGAAUUCGAUGUGAAAAAGGCCAGAGUGAUUAUAAAUGGGUAUGUUACACAGAGGUAGACAUCACAGCAAUGUCUGCCUUCUGCCUCGUCACUGUUCCGAGAGUAGAGACGUUCAAUAUACCUCCAGAGGGAACUACCGUGACGUCAGAUGUGGACCAGUUCGUGCAGAUCUCUGUUCCUCCAAAUACAUUUGAUUCUCCAAAAAGUGUAAUAUCUUUAGAGGUAAUGCCCAGUCCGGUGUUUGAUCCCCAAGACUUCGACAAAAUUGUGUCUGUCAGUCAUUUUUAUGACCUGAACCAUAACCAUUGCGAGCGUCCCCAGAAGGAAGUGGGUUUGAAGGUGCCACUUCCACAGGACUACGACGGAGAAGGCAGUCUUUAUAUCCUUGGGGCCGAACUCAGCAGCCAGGUCUAUUUGGAUAUGGAAGAUGGAGAAGAAACACGGAAAGACAUUCUGGAACGCUGGAGUAUUAUAGAGAAAAAUCCUGUAACGGUCAAAGGCUGUAUAAAAUGUCCAGUCACACAUUUCUCCUACUACGUAGCAUCCGAGGCCCAACAGAACAUGUCAGAAGAGGCGGUGAUAGCACAUACGUCAACACUCUGUAAGAGGGCAUCGCUACGAAAACAACAUGUGAAACUCAUUGUCAUGCUGAAACCAUUGGGUAGUGAAAUGUACGACGUCGUCGUAGAGAUAGUAAUAGCCAGAAAAGCGGAGGACAGGCUUAAUCAAUGGAGAGGAUGCAGAUACUUAGAUCAAAAGCCCAGUGUGUCACGAGAUUUUGAAUCGGUUCCAAGAAAAAGAUAUUGUAUAACACUUAGUGACGAGAUUGAAAAGCAUGGGGGAUUCCCCACUACCCCAUUAGACUUUCAUCCAAAGCGGUUUAAUUAUCAACUGUUUCAAAUAUGCCGGAAAAAAAACGUUGAGCUGAACUUUGGCUCGGUGAUCUUGACUGAUGAGGAAACUGGAGAGGAGAUUGCUAGACUAACUGUUCACUUAACGGGCUCUCCGUUUCUUGAGGAUUUAGGCGAGUUUGAAGACGGAUUUCCAGGUUUCACAAGGAACAGUUUACUUAAACACAUAGCGAGAGAGCUUGGAGAUGAGUGGAUUAAAGUAAGCGUCCUCUUGGGCCUGACAUAUCGCACUGUAGAGGAACACUCCAAGCUUCCCAAUAAGACAAUUACUGAGAAGAAAUUUAAGAUUCUACAACUGUGGAGAGACUUCAGUAAAAACCGCCACGACUUAGGUGUACCAGACCUCUUGUCGGCCCUGGGGAAGACCAAACGUGAUGACGUGGUGGAGUAUGUCAACACGCAGCUCAAAGCGUGGCUUCAAGAAAAAAAAGAUCAACCUGACCGUUUCUAUACCUGGUUAGAGGAAGCUCUCCAAGGCCCUAGCACGGACAUCCUAGAAACCAACAGUCACCCAGAACCCAUGACGGACCAGUUCUACGUCCUUCUGGUGGAGAAAUGUGGCAUCAAUCUCAGGUCAACCGGAAGUCACCUUAACCUGUCAAAACCGGAGUUGGAUGGAUUAUUCUCAGACACAUUGAUCAGCAAGGAUGAGCAUAAACUACUGCAUUCCUUGGGUCAGUUUUAUGACCUGUGUUCGGCAGAGAUAGAGGAAAUUGUAGCCUACCCUAUCGGACAUGGACAUAGGUUACUGAGGAUGCUGGUGGUUGCCAGAGAAAAGAGUGAAAGCAAUAUCGAGGCAUUCAAGAUGUUGAUAGAAGCUUGCAACACGGUGGGGCUGACAGAGGCAAAACAGUGGAUACUGGACAUGUCGAAGGAAUGGUUGAUGGGCGAUCCGGAGGCAACCGAUCCUUUCAGAAUAGCUGUCCAGGAAGUGAUCGAAUCGGUUGAAGGUCAUUAUAUGCAGCAUUCCGACCAUAACAACACUGAUGAAUCUACUGCCGAUCCCAAUGACCAUUAACGUUCUCUAUCCAUCACCACAUAGACUACAUACAAACUGUGUAAUGUCCAGUGAGAAUCAGUGACAUUGUGAUAGAACUAGAAGACAAUUUUAAUUUUCUGUUUAUUUUCAUAACGACUCAUGUGAGUUUGCGUCUUAUGAACACCAUAUCUAUUGAUCGAGAGAAAUGAUCAAACUGGUAGCCUUGUUUAAUUCUUGGAAGAUCUAAAUGUGCCAAAAUAAUAUAUACAUUAGCGUGGUAUAUACACGUGUGUGAAAGGGGAAGGUAUAUGUUUUUAUGUACGCGUUAUCAUAUAGUCAAACAGUAUCUAUCACAGCCUUAUAUCACAGGCAGUUACCCGAGUUACCAAAAAUGAAUAAUGUUAUAUAAUAAUAAAGAUAGUAAUUCCUAAGA